Macadamia integrifolia is the source of this 573-nucleotide messenger RNA. Its product is annotated as Werner Syndrome-like exonuclease. The record is from RefSeq and is a predicted model, not a curated record. The transcript has a single exon. The coding region runs from base 1 to 573 and encodes 190 amino acids. Gene Ontology annotation, cellular component: nucleus; cytoplasm. Lineage: Eukaryota; Viridiplantae; Streptophyta; Magnoliopsida; Proteales; Proteaceae. Gene Ontology annotation, molecular function: 3'-5' exonuclease activity; nucleic acid binding. Gene Ontology annotation, biological process: nucleobase-containing compound metabolic process.
AUGAGUUCUUGCAUAGUAAACGUUGGAGGUGUUGAGGUUCAUACCACAGUGAUCAAGUCUGCUUCGAUGCUUGACACUUAUGUUCACGAGUUGAGGGCACUUUGUGCCGGGCACACAAAACCUAUCUGUGGACUCGAUGUGGAGUGGAACCCCACCUCAACCCAAAAUGUUUCAAUACUGCAGCUUUGCAUAGGCACUCGAUGCCUCAUCAUCCAGCUUUGUUACCUUAAUGUGGUCCCUGAGUCUCUGAAGAACUUAUUAGCUGCUUCUGAUGUCUCCUUUGUGGGUGUUGGAAUCACUCAAGAAAUUGCUAAGCUCAGCAAGGGUUAUGGGCUUGUAUGUAGUAAUGCUAUUGAGUUGGGCCCACUUGCUGCAAGGGUUCAUGGGAAUCCCAAGUAUAAAGAAUAUGGGUUAGCUAAUUUGGCCCGUGGAAUUGUUGGGCUUAAUGUUGAGAAGCCCACAAGUGUGACUUGCUCCUGCUGGAACAAUGACCCUCUCACUGAUGCACAGAUCCAAUAUGCUACUAUUGAUGCUUAUGCUUCCAACCUCAUUGGGAAGAAGCUCUUGGGAUGA